GCUGAAGUUUCUCACUGACACUAAUUAAAAAUGUCGUGAUCGCAUUUCAUCCAGCGUUAUCUACAAAAGCUCAAUGUGGGGCUUAAACUGCUCCAUCGCCCUCUGAAGUGUGCAGGAAACUCUGGGCGGCGUCAGAGCACGGAGGAAACAAAGUCCAUUUUGGGGACUUGGGAGCAAAAGAAUUAGCAGCAAAAGGAAACUGAAAUAAGGAUGUGCAUAGCUGGAGGUGGGCUGUAACCACGUAUGGCUGAGCUGUGCAGCACACAGCUAAUGCACUCCUGCCUUUACGGCUCAGGCUUAUUGCUUCUUCUGUCUGAGGAGCCCAGUAUGUUUCCUGUCUGAGCAGGUGGGUGCAGAUCUGUGGCUCAGGAAAGCUCCAUAACUAGUUGUUUUAACCCCUUUGAUCCCUUUUCUCCCCCAGCUGAGGUUUCUGCUGCGUCGAGACAUCAUGAUCAAGGCUUCGAUGAGCUCUGGGAAGGUGACUCUCUUCCACCAGGAUCUGCAGAGUGGGGUCACCUAUCGGGUCCCCGCACUGCUGUAUAUCCCCCCAGACACGCUCCUGGCGUUCGCGGAGAAACGCUCCUCUGCCAGGGACGAGGACGCUGAGUACCUGGUGCUGAGACGAGGUCGGAAGACAGGGACUUCGGUCGAGUGGGGGCCCAGGGAGCCCUUGACGAGCGCAGUGUUAGAGGGUCACCGCACGAUGAACCCCUGCCCGGUGUACGAGUGGAAGAGUCAGACUGUCUUCCUGUUCUUCAUCUGCGUGAGGCAGCACGUCUCAGAGCAAUGGCAGAUCUGGACCGGGCAGAACGCCGCCCGGCUCUGCUACAUCCGCAGCGGAGACGCCGGCCAGACCUGGAGCUCGUUAACGGACUUGACGGAGCAGGUGAUUGGGGAAGACUUGAAGGACUGGGCCACGUUUGCGGUGGGGCCAGGGCACGGGGUGCAGCUCCACUCUGGGCGGCUGGUGAUCCCGGCUUAUACCUACCACAUUACCGCUCGCUGCUGCCGCCUGCCGCUGCCCUGGGGGACCCAACCCCGGUCCUUGGUCUUUUAUACUGACGACUGCGGGCAGCGCUGGCACAAGAGUGAGCUGAUUGAGGGCAUGAAGACGGGGGAGUGCCAGGUGGCCGAGGUGGCGUGCCGGGCCUGCGAUCCUAUGCUGUACUGCAACGCCCGCACCCCCUGCCGGUGCCGGGCAGCGGCGCUCAGCACAGACCAGGGGCUCACAUUCGAGAACCCCUCCUCGUGCAAGAAGCUGUGCGAGCCGCCUCACGGCUGCCAGGGCAGCGUGGUGAGCUUCACACCGACAACAGGGCUUCUGGAGGCGGAUGGCGCGGAAGGGCCAGACGCCCCAGCCCACGAGACGACCUGCCUGUUGAACAGUGAGAACGCCCCCUCUGCCAUCCGCAGAAGCACCUUGUCGUGGCUACUUUACUCCCACCCGAUGGAUAAAAGCAAGCGGGUCAACCUGGGCAUCUACCUCAACCAGUCCCCACUGAAUGAGGCCAAGUGGGAGCACCCCUGGCUCCUGUACCAAGGGCCGUGUGGUUACUCGGACCUGGCCGUAUUACAGGAGGCGUCAGCACCGCUCUUGUUUGGCUGCCUGUUUGAGUGUGGGGUGACUCACGCGUGUGAGGAGAUUGCCUUCCAGCUCUUCUGCUUUGAGGAUCUCCAAAGCUCCUUGGAGGAGCCCAAAUCAAAGCAAAAAUCUGACUAGUGGUGUCCUCCGGGGGAGUAAGUGAGGCGCACAGACACCCCCGAAGAUCCCCACCCCCACAAGGCCUGGGCUUCCGAAAACAGCCUCUUCUUUCGGGUGUCUCUGGUUCAGGGUCCGGGACUUCCUAGGGCAGGGGUGGGCAAACUACAGACUGAGGAAUGAGUGUAAUAAUUUCUGUGGAGUCGGGACAACUUCUUUUGUCAGGGUGGAUGUGCCAUGGCCCUGUGCUAAAAUUCUUAUGCCCUUCCAAUCAAAAUGCUUAAUGUCCACCACUGCCCCCAGGUGGUUAGAAUCACAUCAACUCAUAGGCACAGGAACUAAGAGUCUGGGGAGUGCUGCCGCAACCCCAGAUUUUACGUGGGGCUCCGCUUCCGGCCCCACACCUGGGGUCCCGGCUGCUGGCCCCACACCCAGAGUCCUGGCUGCCGGCCUUGUGCCCAGGGUCCUGGCUGCCAGCCCCGUGCCUCGUGGCUCUGCUCCCAGCCCCACAUGUGGGGUCCUGUCCUGGCACUGAGCCUGGGACUCCGCCCCCAGCUGUGGCCUCAGCCUCCUUACCCCUGUCCAUGUCCCCCCUCCCAGAGCCAUGGCCCUGCUCCCAGCCUCAUCUCUAGCGGGUGGCGGGCGAGCGGACAUGGGUAAGGGAGGUACAGUAUCCCCACUAUAAAAAUGAUACUGGAAUCCAUCUUAAAUCUGAUGCUUUUUCAUUUAGAAGGAGGGGUGGGAAUCCAGAGAAAGACAAAGGAUUCUCACCUUGUGCCAAAGAUAUAAAAGGGGUGGAACAGAACAAAGGGAGUUUCCAGUCAUGAGAACACCCCGGCUUUCCAUCUAAGACGUCUGCUGGAACUGACAGGGACUGUACCAGGGGAAAGGAUUGGGUCCAGACUAGGAAGGAGUCUAGUCUGUGAAAGAAGCUUAUUGGAACAUUUCUGAGGGUGAGAUUUACUUGUAAUCCGUUUCUUGAUGUGUUAG
This is a messenger RNA of Mauremys mutica (yellowpond turtle), 2689 nucleotides long. RefSeq names its product sialidase-3-like. Lineage: Eukaryota; Metazoa; Chordata; Testudines; Geoemydidae. The transcript is spliced from 2 exons. The coding region runs from base 449 to 1720 and encodes 423 amino acids. Gene Ontology annotation, cellular component: cytoplasm; lysosome; membrane. Gene Ontology annotation, biological process: oligosaccharide catabolic process; ganglioside catabolic process. The record is from RefSeq and is a predicted model, not a curated record. Gene Ontology annotation, molecular function: exo-alpha-sialidase activity.